Messenger RNA from Esox lucius (northern pike), 1536 nucleotides. RefSeq names its product haloacid dehalogenase-like hydrolase domain containing 2 (gene hdhd2). Bases 235 to 1020 code for a protein of 261 amino acids. The transcript is spliced from 7 exons. NCBI's taxonomy places the organism in Eukaryota, Metazoa, Chordata, Actinopteri, Esociformes, Esocidae. Gene Ontology annotation, biological process: dephosphorylation. Gene Ontology annotation, molecular function: phosphatase activity. The record is from RefSeq and is a predicted model, not a curated record.
CAGUUUUCUUGUUCAUGUACAUAAAAUGUUUUGUUGCUGAAAUGGUUAUAUAGAUAAAGCCACGGCUUUUCGAUAACGUUAUUACUAGUUGUUAGUCUUUCUCAAGCUCGCUGCUAUCUAGCUAGCUGAAGCGCUUCAAUAUAUGUUCUUGAGACGCAGAGAACUAAAAACGUCGUGACAUUCAUGUCCUCUACCGGGAUGUGUCACUACAGCAGAUAGCCGGUACUUGGUGUGAUGGCGACCAAACGGGCUUUGAAGGCAGUACUUAUUGACCUGAGUGGAACUCUUCAUGUAGAAGACACAGCUGUGCCUGGAGCACAGGAAGCACUGAACAGGUUGCGUCAGGCUUCCGUAGCCGUUAAGUUUGUUACCAACACCACUAAAGAGUGUAAAAGGAACCUGCUGGCACGUCUGAUAAGUCUGAACUUUGACAUCAAGGAGCAUGAGAUCUUCACAUCCCUGACCGCAGCCAGGAGUCUGGUGGAGCAGAGACAACUACGCCCCCUGCUGCUAGUGGAGGACAGUGCCCUGGAGGACUUCUCAGGUAUGGAGAUAUCUGAGCCCAACGCUGUGGUGAUAGGUUUAGCUCCUGACCACUUCAACUACCACACGAUGAAUGAAGCCUUCAGAUUGCUGUUAGAUGGGGCCCCCCUCAUCGCCAUCCAUAAGGCAAGGUACUAUAAGAGGAAGGAUGGUCUGGCGCUGGGCCCUGGGCCUUUUGUGACUGGGUUAGAGUAUGCAGCAGACUGCCAGGCCACCGUGGUGGGGAAGCCCCAGGGGACCUUUUUCCUGGAGGCUCUGAGAGACAUGGACUGUUGUGCCGAAGAGGCCCUCAUGAUCGGAGAUGAUGCCAGAGAUGAUGUUGGAGGGGCUCAGAACACUGGCAUGCUGGGAAUUCUAGUCAGAACUGGUAAAUACAGAUUGGGUGAUGAAGGUAAAAUUAAUCCUCCACCAUACUUGACCUGUGACAGUUUCCCUCAGGCUGUAGACCACAUCCUCCAACACCUCACCUGUAACUGACCUGUGACAGCCUCCCUCAGGCUGUAGACCACAUCCUCCAACACCUCACCUGUAACUGACCUGUGACAGUUUCCCUCAGGCUGUAGACCACAUCCUCCAACACCUCACCUGUAACUGACCUGUGACAGCCUCCCUCAGGUUGUAGACCACAUCCUCCAACACCUCACCUGUAACUGACCUGUGACAGCCUCCCUCAGGUUGUAGACCACAUCCUCCAACACCUCACCUGUAACUGACCUGUGACAGCCUCCCUCAGGUUGUAGACCACAUCCUCCAACACCUCACCUGUAACUGACCUGUGACAGCCUCCCUCAGGUUGUAGACCAUGGUAAUGGUCCCUUAUAAAAAAAAUAUGACAACUAGUAUGUUUCUGAGAAAUGCCAAUAUAUAUUUUUUAAUUAAUAUCAAACCCCAUGCCAUGUAAUUAUAGAUUAUUAUGUUAAUAAACAGUGAACCUGAUAACCAACAUUUGCUCAUAUUGAAUGGAAAGGCAAAUAAAUACAACUUUAUGAAACA